AUGGCUACCAACGUGGAGCGAAUUGAUAGCCGCGUUGGUUCUUUACCUUCAGAUGUAGUGGUACUCCAACAAUCCAUUCCACCAGUGGAUCAGACCCACCAGAACAACCCGCUUUUAGGACUACCUAUUGUGGCUAUUGAGGCAAUUCUCAAUUUUUUGUCUUAUGACGAAAUCAGUUUGCUCCGCUCGGUGUGUAAACGAAUGGACAUGAUCUGCCAACGUGUUCUUAAUCAGGGCUUCCUUAAGGUUGAACGUUAUCACAGCAUGUGUCAGAGGCAAGUCAAAGCGCAACUUCCCAGGCGGGAGUCUGAACGGAGAAAUCAUUCCUUGGCCCGUCAUGCUGACAUUCUGGCUGCUGUGGAGACACGCCUUUCUCUCCUUAACAUGACGUUCAUGAAAUAUGUUGACUCCAACCUCUGCUGCUUCAUCCCUGGAAAGGUUAUAGAUGAGAUCUACCGUGUUCUCCGAUAUGUGAACUCGACUCGAGCUCCGCAGCGAGCUCAUGAGGUUCUGCAAGAGUUAAGGGACAUCUCCUCAAUGGCAAUGGAGUAUUUUGAUGAGAAGAUUGUUCCCAUUCUAAAGAAGAAACUGCCUGGAGCUGACUUGUCUGGACGCCUCAUUGGAUCUGCUCCCGUGGCAGGUCCAUCUAGUUCUCUAACCACCAUGUCUUUGCUGGCCAAGAACGCACCAUCACGCUCUGAGAUGACCAAGGUGCAGCAGCAGGUGAAGGUCAACGGCGCAUCUGUGACAGUCUUACGACGGGAGAUGCAAGAAAUUCGUGUCAAGCAGUUGGAACAACAGAAGCAGUUGCAGGACCAAGAGCAGAAGUUGCUCGAACAGACGCAGGUCAUCGGCGAACAGAAUGCCCGUCUUGCCGAGCUGGAACAUAAACUACGUGAACUAAUUGACAGUAAUGCCGUUGGGGGAUCCGCAGCCGGAAGAUCUCUCCCCUCCACGUCUAACAAUGCUGCCGUGUCCUCCGCUGCUUCCAGUCUUCCUGCCGUGGGAUUGGCAAGUAGCAGGGUAGAAGCCUCUUCUACAGCGAGAGAAUUGGUCUCUGAGGGAACACCGUCGUUGAAACGCACCAAAAAAAGUUCAGACUGCUUAAGAAAGUCUAAACGUUUGUGUACCAAGAAAUGA
Molecule: messenger RNA, 1140 nt
Organism: Nerophis lumbriciformis (worm pipefish)
Lineage: Eukaryota; Metazoa; Chordata; Actinopteri; Syngnathiformes; Syngnathidae
Source: RefSeq, a predicted model, not a curated record